Galeopterus variegatus (Sunda flying lemur) is the source of this 1580-nucleotide messenger RNA. It is a transcript of the gene THOC3, whose product is annotated as THO complex 3. Bases 97 to 1152 code for a protein of 351 amino acids. Gene Ontology annotation, molecular function: protein binding. The record is from RefSeq and is a predicted model, not a curated record. Gene Ontology annotation, cellular component: THO complex part of transcription export complex. Gene Ontology annotation, biological process: mRNA export from nucleus. The transcript is spliced from 6 exons. Lineage: Eukaryota; Metazoa; Chordata; Mammalia; Dermoptera; Cynocephalidae.
GCGGGCGCUCUACCGAGCGCAUGCGUGUGGCGGCGGCGCCAGGACCGAUUGUGCCCAGGAGGCAGCGGCGGCCGCGCAAUCGUCCGAGAGCGCACUAUGGCGGUGCCCGCCACCUCCAUGGGGCCUCCGGCGCUGGGCCAGAGUGGUCCCGGCUCGAUGGCCCCCUGGUGCUCAGUGAGCAGCGGCCCUUCGCGCUACGUGCUCGGGAUGCAGGAGCUGUUCCGGGGCCACAGCAAGACGCGCGAGUUUCCGGCGCACAGUGCCAAGGUGCACUCGGUGGCCUGGAGCUGCGACGGGCGUCGCUUAGCUUCGGGGUCCUUUGACAAGACGGCUAGUGUCUUCUUGCUGGAGAAGGACCGGCUGGUCAAAGAAAACAAUUAUCGGGGACAUGGGGAUAGUGUGGACCAGCUUUGUUGGCAUCCGAGUAAUCCUGACCUCUUUGUCACUGCCUCUGGAGAUAAAACUAUUCGCAUUUGGGACGUGAGGACUACUAAGUGCAUUGCUACUGUGAACACUAAAGGGGAAAACAUUAAUAUCUGCUGGAGUCCUGAUGGGCAGACUAUUGCCGUAGGCAACAAGGAUGAUGUGGUGACCUUUAUUGAUGCCAAGACACACCGUUCCAAAGCAGAGGAGCAGUUCAAGUUUGAGGUCAAUGAAAUAUCCUGGAACAAUGACAAUAACAUGUUCUUCCUGACAAAUGGCAACGGUUGUAUCAACAUUCUCAGCUACCCAGAGUUGAAGCCUGUGCAGUCUAUCAAUGCCCAUCCUUCUAACUGCAUCUGCAUCAAAUUUGACCCCAUGGGCAAGUACUUUGCUACAGGAAGUGCAGAUGCUUUGGUCAGCCUCUGGGAUGUGGAUGAGUUAGUGUGUGUUCGGUGCUUUUCCAGGCUGGAUUGGCCUGUGAGGACUCUCAGUUUUAGCCAUGAUGGGAAAAUGCUGGCAUCAGCAUCAGAAGAUCAUUUUAUUGACAUAGCUGAAGUAGAGACAGGAGACAAGCUAUGGGAGGUGCAAUGUGAGUCUCCGACCUUCACUGUGGCUUGGCACCCCAAAAGGCCUUUGCUGGCAUUUGCCUGUGAUGACAAAGAUGGCAAAUAUGACAGUAGUCGGGAAGCUGGAACUGUGAAGCUGUUUGGGCUUCCUAAUGAUUCCUGAGAGGAGGCCCUGGCAGAGGCCUUCCUUUGUGUAGUUUGGUCUGUUCUCUUGGAGUUGGUGGGCACCCUAAAUAUUUGUUAAUUGGUAUAAAUUAUAAAAAUCUUUUUGUUAGGCUGCCCAUUCAAAUUCCCUUCCUGUUUUUUUUGUGUUGGCUGUUUCCCUUCUUUCCCCCCAGCAUGAGGUAGUUAAUGCAAACUCUGCAGUAAAGGUAAUUACCCCAGCAUACCUUGUCCUCUGGGGACCUCAUAUCUUCCUUACUUUGGGGUAUGUGGUAGACUCUGUUGAGCUUGGUAAUGCUUGGACAAUACCUAGUUUGGAGGGAGGGAUAAAAAAGGGUGGGAUGGGAAUGAGGUUUUUUUAAUGAUGAAGAAAGAAAUAUAUAAUUUUGAGAAUUGAGCAUUAAAUAAAACUGACUUUUUAUUAUGGUA